AUGCCUCGCCCAAGAGUACAUCCCGAUAAACGAGCCCGCGCGGCGAGAGCUUGCGUUCCUUGCAAAAAUUCAAAGAAGCGGUGCGAUGCAAACCUCCCUUGUUUGUCAUGUGUAACAAAAGGCCGUACCGAUUCAUGCCGAUAUCCGCCAUCUUCUCCCCUAUCCUCUCCCAGUCCCCGACGGCAAAGAGUAUCGGGACAUUCACUAGAUCACGUUACCAGAAGUGUGAAUUCCCCAACUUUGACUCAAGUUCGGUCCGGGCAACCCCCUCCCGAAGAGAGGAAUGUCCAGUCUUCACGGCAAACUAUUGAUGCUGCUUCCUCCCAGCGUCUUGAGCCAUCGGUGGACCCACUUCUCUCGGGCGAGAACACCAAUAGUCGAAGCACGCGGGCUAGCACUCGUGAAUCAUCACCAUGUCAGCGUUCUACAAUGCUACAGAGCUCCCAAGGCGAACAAGUUUAUAUUGGUAAUAUUGCUGCUAUCUCGUUUCUACACUUUCUUCAAACUACACUUAAGCGAUAUAUUGGAACUUCCGUUUUCACUGAACGCCGGGAGAGCAAUGUGAUGUUAGAAGUCGAGAUUUCUAGAAAUAAUAGCCCCUUUGAAGAUGAUUUAGAUCUCGAAGAAAAGCAAAAUCUAAUUGCUUGCUUUAUGAGAGUGUCGAAUGGUAUUCUUCAUCUCUUUUCACGAGAUGAUAUAUCUAAAUUGCUGGCCAUCAAAACCGAUGCUGCCAAUUCUUCUCCGAGCUCCCGCUCACAACGAGAAGAUCUCGCUUGUCUUUUUCUGAUGAUAGCAAUAGGGGCUCAAUCUCGAGGCAAGGAUGUGUCCGAGAUUCAACUUGCGAAAAAGUAUUUUGCUCAAGCCCAGCAAAUGGCCUUUCUUGAUAUGCUGGAGAAUCCUUCGUUAUCUAUGGUCAAGUUGUUUUUAUUGAUGGCAAUGUAUAUGCUCGGGGCAUGCCGCAGAAACACAGCUUUUAUGUACAUCGGCAUUGCCUCCAAAUCUGCAACUAUUCUUGGGUUGCACGUUCCAUAUCAACAUCCUCGUGUAUCCCCCGAAGAGCGUGCUGCUAGGCGCCGCAUAUGGAUGAGCUCUCGUGUUCUUGAUUUGCUAUGCAGCUCCAUUCUUGCACGUCCUAGUAGUAUACCGUCAAUAGAGAGAGAUGAAUACGAGAUAGAUAGCUCAAACCCUGAAGAUAUGGACCAUCGAACAUUGGCUCUUUAUGCUACCUACGAAUCUUCAUCUAUCAUCGAAACCAUCGUACAUAAGUUUGCCAAAUCUAGUCGCGUCGAUGUGCAAUCCGCCGAUACUUAUCUUCAGAUGCUGCGAGAAUGGAGUCAGGCCCUACCUUCAGCACUUCGCAGCGUUCCCGAUCCCGCAUUUGAAGGUGACUAUUGCGAGACUACGAUUGGCAAUAUCCAUGUUUCAUGCACUUAUUAUGUAGGAAUCAUGAUGGUAACACGACAAUUCCUCAUCUCACAUGUCAUGUUUCAACUACGGAGGAAUAGUUCUAGCAAGUCCAAGAGAACCAACGAGGUACCGCCAAUAAGUCCUAGUGAAAGGGAGAAGAUUGUUCAAUUCUCGGAUGCUUGUGUACAAUCUGCACAUCUGAUGGUAGAGCUAUCGUACGAAGCAUUCCUCGGUAAUGUCCUGCUUGACAAUAUGUGUAUCCUUAAAGCUUGGCUUUUUUCCGCUGGACUUGUCCUCGGUUUCUCCCUCCUCGUAGAAGGCGAAGCCCCGACUCAUAUUCAUAGAUCCUUCGAUCACGCUUGUGCUGUGCUUAAGAAGCUUGCCCGGUUAAGUCCCCAAGCCGAACAAUACCAUGAUAUCCUUCUUCGGUUUGACACAGCGAUCAAUCUGUAUCGGCAACAACUGCUAAAAGCCCAAAAUGACAGUAACAAUGUAUACGUUGAGAAGUUAAUGACUAUCGGGCCAUUCAACCGAGAGUCUCGCGAAGGCGAAGCUAGUACUGAUUUCCAGUCACCAUCGCAGCCAGUGCUUACGAAUGAUCAGACAAUUCCAGGGGGAAUGGGAGCGCAGGGUGACUUGGCAGAGACGUAUGCUACUGAUUUCUUUGGGAUUGAAAACGAAAUUCAGAUGUGCGAUGCUCAGAUUGGCUAUGAUACAGGAGUUGCGGCUGAUUUGAGGUGGCUAUGCUAUGUAUAG
Molecule: messenger RNA, 2163 nt
Organism: Botrytis deweyae
Lineage: Eukaryota; Fungi; Ascomycota; Leotiomycetes; Helotiales; Sclerotiniaceae
Exons: 4
Coding region: 1-2163 (720 amino acids)
Biological process (GO): positive regulation of transcription from RNA polymerase II promoter by galactose; DNA-templated transcription
Cellular component (GO): nucleus
Molecular function (GO): DNA-binding transcription factor activity, RNA polymerase II-specific; RNA polymerase II cis-regulatory region sequence-specific DNA binding; zinc ion binding
Source: RefSeq, a predicted model, not a curated record